Molecule: messenger RNA, 2516 nt
Organism: Nilaparvata lugens (brown planthopper)
Lineage: Eukaryota; Metazoa; Arthropoda; Insecta; Hemiptera; Delphacidae
Product: flocculation protein FLO11-like
Exons: 3
Coding region: 255-1898 (547 amino acids)
Source: RefSeq, a predicted model, not a curated record
UAUGAACAAUACGAUCUUAUAAAAAAUAGAAUCAACACAAUGUUUACUGAUCACGUACCGGUAUCCCAAUAGAUAUUGCGUCUGGUAUUGAAAUGGCAUAAGUGAAUCCGUGUUAUUUGCGUUCUAGUUUGACACAUGCACCAUUUCUCCUCCCCCUCCCCCCGACACCAUCAUUCUCUUCUUCUUAUAUAUUUUCUUUUUCUUCAAAUCGUUAACACUUUCUUUCUCCUCACAGUAUAGAUUCAGUUAUCGCAAUGAAAGUGAACACAACAUAUCUUCCACAGUGCUUGUUCUUCCUUGUCCUAUUCUUCCUCUUGUUUUUCUCCCUGUUCAUCUUUUUUAUCCUAGCUUUCUCAACCUACUAUGAGAUACCAUUAGAUUCUCCCUCUUCUCAGUCAUAUUAUCCCCCUUUUAACCCUCAUCCUUCUUCUAAUUUCCCUGUUCAACUUUCUACUUCUUUUUCGUCCUCCUCUUCUUCUUCUUCUUCCUCUUCAUCAUCAUCAUCCUCUUCCUCUUCUUCAUUUUCGUCUACUUCUCCUCCUUUCACUACUUCUUCUGCUGCACCUCCGCCUCUUCAUCCAUCACCUCCCCCUCCACCUCCUCUUCAUCCUUCGCAGUCUUCCAUCCACCUUCUUCCAGAACGGCCUCUUCCUUCUUACCAUCCUCCUGUCCCUCCACCACCCUCUGUUCCUGAAUUUCCUUAUUCGAAUCCUCCUCUGAUUCCUCUCCCAUCUGAUCCACCUCUCCCAAGGCUUCCACUAUCUCCUCUUUCUGAGAUCGCUCCUCCAAUCUCAGAUUCUUCCACCACCAAAGCUUAUUCUAGUCAUACCCCUGUAGUUUCUCUAGCCUCUGAGGUUUCUCUCCCACUUGACCCUGAAGUUCCAACAAAAUCCGAGCUUCAAAUUCUUCCUUCCUCAUCUACAUCUGUAGUUUCCCUUUCGAAUUCUUCCCUUUCUGUCCCUCCACCUUACAACUCUUCUGUUCCUGGAGUGAUACUCUCUGCUUCUAAUCCUCAAAUCAUUCCUGGAGUGACUCAACCUAGUUAUCCUUCUAUUCACUCUGGGCUCCCACUUUACAAUUCUUCUUCUCCUAUACCAUCCAUCCCUGAUUCUCAAACCAAUCCUGAAGUGGAUCAACCAAGUUAUCCCUCCACUGAUUCUGAGCUCCCACUUACAAAUUCUUCUAUCCCUGAUCUAUUUCUCCCUGAUUCUCAAACCAAUCCGGAAGUGACUCACCCUAGUUAUCCUUCCACUUACUCUGAGUUCCCACCUUCGAACACUUCCACUCCUGGAGAGUUUUCACCUGAUACUGAUUCUUCAUCCAUCCAUAAAGUCUCUCAAGAGACUUCCACCGACUCUGACCUCAUAUUUGAUGAUUUCCCUCUGGUUCCUGAAGUUACACUUCCUGAUUCUUCCCUCACAGAUCCUGAAACUUCCCUCCUUGAUUCUGAGCUACCUUCUUCAGACUCUGAGCUACAUAUUCCAGAUUCUGAGGAAUCUCUUCCAGACUCUUCCAUUCCUGAAACUCCACUCCUAGAAUACUCCCCACUUUCUGAUAUCCCACUCACUGAUCUCCCUCCUGCAUCCGAACCUCCAUCUAUCUCUGGAAUAUCUCCUAUUCCUCAACCUUCACUUUUUGAUCGUCGGUCCUCUCCUAUCAUUCCAAAACUUCCUCUACUACCUGUUCCUAGGCUUCCAUUACCCUCAUUCCCCCACCCCAACCCUACUAGAAAAUUGCUAUCCCCACUUGUUCCUCAAACCUUCAGUAGCCUUCCGUUGAAACAUUCCAAUAUUCACUCUGGUCUUCUUGCAUCUCAUACACCUCCAACCAAUGGGAACCUUCAUAGGAAUUCAAAGCUCAAAUUGAAAUUCCCCACACCUUCGAUUCAAGCUUACUAGUGCCGCACUGUAGAAUGUACCUAGUAGUUCUUGUAAGUUAUUGUUUCCCCAUCAAAUUCUUUACAUUCUUCGUCGGCUUUUCUUCAUCCUCUUUUACAUCAUCCUCAUAAUCUUUUUCCUCUUUCAAAUACUUCUAUGUUUUCUCAACUCCAAUCCUCAUAGCCUUGACUAAACCUCUAUUUUCAUAAAUUCACUUGCUGGCAUCAACCUGAUAUUUAUUUCACUCUAUUUCUUUUUUUAACAAAAAACUCCUUGUCAUAAAUAAUAUCUUCCAUCCCAACAAACGUAUUCCAAAUUGUAACUGUUUACCUCCAUCCAGUCUCAAACCAAUUUAAAAUCAACCUAAUUGAUAUGGAACCCUCAACUAAGACGAAAGUGAUACUUUAUUCAGAUUAAUGAAUAAUAAAAUAAGAUGGGCUUUAGAAAUCAGCAUAAUUCUCAACUUGGUUUUUUUCUUCUAUGGUUUUUACUCGAAUGACGCCAGACUUCAGCUGCGUUUCAAUCCUCGUUAUGGGACAAAUGAUAAUGCUGUGGAUGAAUAUAAAAAGCUAAAAAAGUUGGCCAUGCCUGAUACAGCUGAAACUCAUGAGCCGACUUCCUGCGAGGUAAACUAAUUUC